Molecule: messenger RNA, 1016 nt
Organism: Rhagoletis pomonella (apple maggot)
Lineage: Eukaryota; Metazoa; Arthropoda; Insecta; Diptera; Tephritidae
Product: motor neuron and pancreas homeobox protein 1-like
Exons: 1
Biological process (GO): central nervous system development; spinal cord motor neuron cell fate specification; neuron projection morphogenesis
Cellular component (GO): nucleus
Molecular function (GO): DNA-binding transcription factor activity, RNA polymerase II-specific; sequence-specific double-stranded DNA binding
Source: RefSeq, a predicted model, not a curated record
CUAUCGAUGGGCCAUAGUUUUAUGCCUUCUCACCUUCAAUUCGAAUUUUUGGCUCGUGCUGGAAUGCUACAUCAUCGUAUCCCCGAAUUGGCAGCCUACCCACAUCACGCUAUUUUAGGUAAAACACGCCGUCCGCGCACUGCAUUCACAUCACAACAGCUGCUCGAGCUCGAAAAGCAAUUCAAGCAAAACAAAUAUUUAUCCCGCCCAAAACGUUUCGAAGUGGCAAGUGGACUGAUGCUUUCCGAAACGCAGGUGAAAAUUUGGUUCCAGAAUAGGCGCAUGAAGUGGAAACGCUCGAAGAAGGCGCAACAAGAGGCGAAGGAACGAGCUAAACAGCAACAUCAACAGCAGCAGCAACAACAGAGUGCAAACAACAGCAGUUAGUAGCUGACCGAUGCGGUAGUUCUUCGAAAUGGGGUGCAGGAGCAGCCUAAUUAUCCCAAAUAUCCAUCCAAAGGAUAAAUCACCAACACUGCCCAUUGCACCAACAACAACCCCAUCAGCUAUGGUGCUCGUAAUUACAAUUCUAGUCAAAUAUAGGCGUCGGAUAGCGAAUGUGGAGCAUAGCAACGUGUCCGGCAGAUUUGUUCUCUCCUUGUGGGAUGUUGGUGAGCGAUUAUUGAAGGGUAGUAGCUGAGGGAGCUCUUGUUUGUACGGCUGCUUCUGGCGCCCAUUGUACUUAUGGUACGUGCAUUGGCACUUGGCGAUGCCUUUUGUUUGCUUUGUAAUUAUGUAGUUCAAUUGCGUUAAGAUGCGACCAUGUGAAAAUUAGAAACGAAACUAAACUACAUAUAUACAUAUGGAAGGAGUUUUUGUUUAUGUUCACAGUUAAAUAUGGAGUAAGUGGCGAAGAAGUUUCUCAAACAAAGUGCGUUUGGAAUUCAGUAUAUUUGUUUCUAUGAAUUGCUUAGUGAACUCUUUGUUUGCUUUCAUUAGCAGAAAAUUUCAUAGUGUGAUACGACAAAUUAUAGUAUUUAUUGAAAUGAAUUAUGUAUAUUAUGUAAAUGUAAAUA